ACUCCGAUUUUAGCUGAAACUCCUAUUGCAAUGACAAUAGUAUCAAUCACCAUGUUUCAAUGGUUUCUUUACAUAUGUGUGGUGACCCUUAAAAAAUGCUUUACGUUGGGUGAAAUGUGCGUCAUAUCACAAGCUGCUGCUGUAGUUGUUCAUGGUGCCACAGAUAUUAUUCGGACAGUACACCUACAUAUUUACAUUACAGUGAUAUUUCUCCUAGUAUGGUUUUAAUACAUGCUCUCGUUGUAGGCAUGAUUUUUAUUGGUGUUAUCACUUAUCCUCUACUGCGUCAAUCUCGUCGUCUUGCUCAAAGGCCUUACUGGAGAUCGUUACCUACAGUGGAAAAUGCGUCUAUAUUUCAAAACAAGAAGCUUUUAGCCGGGGUUGCAUUCUAUAUUUUAACUGCUAUUAUUGUACUUUUCAUUAUUGCUCCCAUUACCAAGGCAAUAACUGGAGAAAAUCCAUUUAUGUGGACCCUUGAUUUCCUUUAUAUGUCACCAUCUCGCAUGUUUCUUUGUUUGUAUUGGUCACUCACCGUCAUUACAACGGUUGUGGUAUGGGUUCUCAUAUUAGAUUUUGUUCCCCAGUCUACUCAAAAUGAGCGACCUUUCUUCGGAUCUAAUAAUGGUGCUGAGGGUAAAGCCUUGACAAGUGCCUUGAACAAGAAGAGAAAGUUGUUUCAUGCAUUAUCCGUCAUAAUGUUUGUUCCCGGUGUCUUAUUCGAACUGGCUUUUCUUCAAUUGGCAUUUGGUGUUGCCCUUUCGGGAUUCAUUUACCUAGAAUAUUUGCGUUAUUUUGCUGUAUGGCCUUGGGGAAAAAGUCUCCAUGUUUUCUUGACAGAAUUCAUCGACAAUCGUGAUUUGGGUCCUGUAAUUCUCAGUCAUAUCUACCUUUUAUUAGGUUGUGCCAGUCCAGUUUGGUUGGGAAGUUCCAAUGUGUUAGCUAGUCUAUCAGGUAUCUUAGCAUUAGGGUUUGGGGACGCAGCAGCAUCGUUAGUUGGAAAGAGAUAUGGACGAUGUCGCUGGCCCGGUACAAAAAAGACAGUGGAAGGGACAUUGGCUUUCAUCGUGGCUGUUUUCAUUAGUUCUUUGUUAAUAAUGUACAGCUCAGCCCUUAUUGGUGUGGAUGAUGCGACUCGCUUUGUUGCUUCGGCUGGCCGAAGUGAAUGGUUGAAUUACUCAUUGGUCAUCACUUUAACAGCACUACUCGAGGCCUUUUCGACUCAAAACGACAACAUUAUCAUACCACUUUAUAUGUAUACCCUUGUUGUAUUGGGUCAUACACUGUAAAACAAAAUACUCGGCUUCUUUUUUUCUUUUCUUUUUUUACAAGAAACAAUAUAAUACAUCAAAAUUUAAUAAUAAAUAAAUAAAAAUGGGGGAGUAGGAGAAAAUGGUUAGAAAUUU
Molecule: messenger RNA, 1403 nt
Organism: Mucor mucedo
Lineage: Eukaryota; Fungi; Mucoromycota; Mucoromycetes; Mucorales; Mucoraceae
Exons: 5
Coding region: 219-1286 (355 amino acids)
Biological process (GO): dolichyl monophosphate biosynthetic process
Cellular component (GO): endoplasmic reticulum membrane
Molecular function (GO): dolichol kinase activity
Source: RefSeq, a predicted model, not a curated record